Molecule: messenger RNA, 609 nt
Organism: Lymnaea stagnalis (great pond snail)
Lineage: Eukaryota; Metazoa; Mollusca; Gastropoda; Lymnaeidae
Source: the annotation of a GenBank genome assembly
CAAUUUUGUGUGACUACAAACAACAAGAGACAAUCGUCACAGCUAAUCUUAGCACUGAUGCCCAUGUCUCUAUAUGUUUUUUAGUAAACAAAGAAAUACCUCAAAAUUUAGUAAUGCAAUACAACAAUAGAUGGAGCAGAGAAGAUGCUAACGAUGAUAAAAUCAAAUUUGACGUCAUUCGAGACACUACAGAUAUUUUGCAUAAGACACUCAACAUAACUAUAAGAAAUAUCAAUGUUAGUGACUACGGAAAAGUGGACAUAGCCUUACCUGUUAAUGAUUUUCAAGUGUUAAAAUUUAGGUUAUAUAUUACAAGUGAAGGUAGGUAAUACAAUAAGUAUUACAUGAAUAGCCAAAGCACACUUAUCUACAAAGCUCAAACAUUGUUACAACUGAAAAAAAAAUUAAACGGAUCCCAAUUAAAGCAGUUUGAAAUUUUAUAAAAUUGUAAAGAAAACACAACAAACUGGAGUAAUACAUAGGCUCUAUUAAAAAGAAAUAAUAAUAAUAGUGCUAUGAAACCUAGUAACACUAUUUUUACUUUUCUUUAUCCAAUAUACAGGUAAUCGAACAGUUCACAUUCAUCAUAGUGAAAAUGACAAAGAAUUU